CCUCAGAUGCAAACGUGGAUUGGCAGCUCGGAGUCAAACCUGGAAGUUUUCAUCCCAUUCCUGGGCAAAUACCACCGCCUGGUUUCGGGGCGCUGCUGCCAGACCUGCACCCCCAGGAGCUGGGGUGGAUUCUAUCCCGAGGAUCUGGCUGCUCUGGGACUCCGUGAUGUCAGCCGCUUGAGGGAGACAGACACGCGGAAGCAAUCCCUGGAUUAUCCAUGUUUUGCCGUGCCCGACGUGCUCAUCGUCCCGGUGGGAAUCGCCUACGAUGUGGCUCCCGGCGGAGAGCAGUGGGAUGGAGCGCCCCCUCAGCCCCUCRGCAUCGGCGCGUGUCUSCGGGCAGCGUUCCAGGCCCUGCGCCGGCACCGUGGGUGUGCCCGCGUGGAUUUCUCACAGCCCUUCUCCUUACGGGAAUUUGUGGACCACAACCUGGUCGGGCCAGUCCUCACAGGGAACCGUCCGGAGCAGCUGUUGCUCUCCACCAUCCUGGGCAGGCGCCCGCCCGAUGUUGGUCAUGUGGGGACUUUGGGUCCCACUUUGGGGACUGAAGAGGAGAUUUUGGUGACGGCGCUGGGGCUGCACGCGCUGAGUGAUUGCAGCGCCUGCUCCGCCGUCACGGCUGUGGGAAUCACUGCGGCGCUGCUGCUCCACAGGCACCGCGAGGUGGUGCUGCUGCCCCGGCUGAUGCGGGAUUUCUCGGAGCUGCUGGAGCAGCUGCUGCUGCGGGGCCAGGCCGUGGGGUUCUCGGGGCAGCUGCGGGCGCUGCUCUCCCAGCCUUUCCAGUCUGCUUCCAGCCGGGAGAAGCUGGCAGCCUUCAUCCACCAGUUCACCCAGCUGUAG
Malurus melanocephalus (red-backed fairy wren) is the source of this 840-nucleotide messenger RNA. Its product is annotated as glycerol-3-phosphate acyltransferase 2, mitochondrial-like. The transcript is spliced from 10 exons. The annotation marks the transcript as partial. The record is from RefSeq and is a predicted model, not a curated record. Gene Ontology annotation, cellular component: mitochondrial membrane. NCBI's taxonomy places the organism in Eukaryota, Metazoa, Chordata, Aves, Passeriformes, Maluridae.